AAACCGAGCGAGAUCCUGACGGCCUUCUCGGCGGCCAAGGCCCAUGCCGCCAAGCACGCGACGAGUCGCAUCGUGGAGCUCGUGAACGCCGAGGACCACACGGCGCGCGUGUCCAGCACGGUGCCGCUGCACCAGCCUCUGUUCGAGCCCACGCCGGCCGAAGUCUGGAUCGACGAGUACACGCCCUUCCAGUUGCUCACGAUCAAGCUGCGCUUCCGCAACUGCGACACCGUGGUGCGGCGCCUCAAGAUCGAGCCCCCGCGCUCGCCCGUCUUCCGCGUGCGGCCUUGGGACGCAGGCAGCCGAGAGAAAGCUGCUGGCAAAGCGGACCCUCGAGUCGACGGCAAGGUGGCCGCCGGGAUGGAGAUCGCCUUCGCGCUCGACUUUAUGCCUCAAGAGGUCACGGACUACGCGAUCGACCUCGUGUGCUGCACGGAGCGCGAGCGCUUCCUGCUACCCGUUCGUGUGCGCGGGCGCUUCGCGGCGCUGGACCUGCCGGACGAGCUCGAGUUUGGGGUCUGCCCCGUCAAGAUGCCCACGACGCGCGUCCUGACCGUGCGGAACGUGGGCACACGCGGCUCUUCCUUUGCGUUCCAGACGAGCGAGCACUUCCGUGUCACUCCACCGAGUGCGACGCUGGCGCAGGGGGCGGCGGUGCAGAUCGAGCUGGUGCUGGUGCCGCCCGACCUGGAGUCGGGGCGAGGC
Messenger RNA from Phytophthora sojae, 705 nucleotides. RefSeq lists its product as hypothetical. NCBI's taxonomy places the organism in Eukaryota, Oomycota, Peronosporomycetes, Peronosporales, Peronosporaceae. The transcript has a single exon. The record is from RefSeq and is a predicted model, not a curated record. Gene Ontology annotation, biological process: cilium movement; axonemal central apparatus assembly. The annotation marks the transcript as partial. Gene Ontology annotation, cellular component: axoneme.